Myripristis murdjan (pinecone soldierfish) is the source of this 3993-nucleotide messenger RNA. Its product is annotated as phosphatidylinositol 3-kinase regulatory subunit alpha-like. NCBI's taxonomy places the organism in Eukaryota, Metazoa, Chordata, Actinopteri, Holocentriformes, Holocentridae. Gene Ontology annotation, biological process: insulin receptor signaling pathway; phosphatidylinositol phosphate biosynthetic process. Gene Ontology annotation, molecular function: 1-phosphatidylinositol-3-kinase regulator activity; protein binding. The record is from RefSeq and is a predicted model, not a curated record. Gene Ontology annotation, cellular component: phosphatidylinositol 3-kinase complex.
GUUCGUGUGCAGUCGCGGCGGCUUGACGCGGGAACAUCCUAGAAGCCAGACGGCUGAUCCACGAGUGGCUCCGUCUCGGACAUAAUCGAUGAAAUAACGGAUUAAAGUCGACGCAGGACAUCUCCGGACUUUCGUUUUCGCUCCGCAGCUCCGUCAUGGCCGCAGUUCGUCUCUCCGCCGAAGGUUUUGGCCGCGGAAACCAAUAAAGCUCGAGCCGCCGUCGCCCCAGAUGUGGCCCUUACCUCUGCUGAGACUGCUGUUCAUGAACGCCGGGGACGUUUCCGUCGACAGGCUGCGGCCCGGCCUGGAGGGAUGACAGGACAUUAGCGGACAUGGAGACCCGGGCAGACGGACAGCUGGAAACGCCGCCACGCUCUGUUAGUCUGGACGCUCCGCUGCAAAUCCCCACAGCGAUCUCAGGCGAACAGUGAACCCUGGUCUUUUUAAAAAGUCUUAGUUUGUUUUUUUUGUUUUUUUAAAAUUUGAUUUCUCAGUGAGUCGGCGCACAGCCGUAAAGCCAUCGACACAUAUCACAAUGAGCUCAGAGGGCUUUCAGUACCGAGCGCUGUAUGACUAUAAGAAGGAGCGGGAGGAGGACAUCGACCUGCACGUGGGCGACAUGCUGCUGGUCAGUAAAGGAGCUCUGCUGGCGCUCGGCUGCAGCAGCGGCGCCGAGGAGCGGCCCUCCGAGAUCGGCUGGCUGCCCGGCUUCAACGAGACCACGCAGGAGAAAGGCGACUUCCCGGGGACGUAUGUGGAGUUUGUCGGCAGGAAGAGGAUGUCCCCGCCCACUCCUAAGCCCCGCCCUCCCAGGCCGCCCUCUGCGGCGUCGGCGAGGGCCGACUCAGAGUCAGAGGGAAACUUGUUGCCAGACCUCCCAGAGCUGUUUGGACCCCCGGACACGGCCCCUCCCCUCCUCAGCAGACUGAUGGAGGCCAUAGAGUCCACAGGCCUGGAGAGCUGCAGUCUGUACCGGAGCCUGGCCGGAGGAGCUCUGGACGCCCGGCAGCUGGCCGACACCGACCUGGAGCAGCUGGAGGUGUCGUCUCUGUGUGACGGGGUGGUGAGGUUCCUGCAGGAGCUGCCCGGUCCCGUCCUGCCCGCCUCGCUGCAGACCGACAUGAUCCACGCCGUGCAAGAGGUGCGCGACCCGGAGGACUGCGCCCAGGUGCUGCGGGGCGUGGCCAGCUCGCCCGCCUGCCCCGCCCAGUACGGCCUGACGCUGCUCAGCCUGGUGCGCCACCUCGCCCGGCUCUGCCUGCACGCCUCCAGGAACCAGCUGAGCCCCCGCGGCCUGGCCGAGGCCUUCAGCCCGCUGCUGUUCAGACCGCCCGCGGGUUCUGAGUCCAGUUCAGAUCUGCUGGUUCAGGUGCUGGAAGUUCUGAUCACCAGCGAACUCAACAUGAACCAGGCUGCACCAGCUUUGCCUCCUAAACCUGCGAAGCCGUCCACUCCAGUUCCCAGCAGCUUCAAUAACAGUAUGGCUCUGCAGGACUCUGAGUGGUACUGGGGUGAUAUAUCCAGAGAGGAGGUGAACGAGAAGCUGAGAGACACUGCUGACGGUACGUUCCUGGUUCGAGACGCCUCCACCAAGAUGCACGGAGACUACACUCUGACUCUGAGGAAAGGAGGCAACAACAAACUGAUAAAGAUUUUCCAUCGGGAGGGGAAGUACGGCUUCUCCGACCCCUUGACCUUCAGCUCCGUGGUGGAGCUGAUCAACCACUACCGCCAUGAGUCCCUGGCCCAGUACAACCCCAAGCUGGACGUCAAGCUGCUCUACCCCGUCUCCAAGCACCAGCAGGACCAGGUGGUGAAGGAGGACAGUAUCGAAGCUGUGGGGAAGAAACUCCACGAGUACCACCUCCAGUACCAGGAGAAGAACCGAGAGUACGACAGACUGUACGAAGAGUACACCAGAACGUCACAGGAGAUUCAGAUGAAGAGGACGGCCAUCGAGGCGUUCAACGAGACCAUCAAGAUCUUCGAGGAGCAGUGCCAGACCCAGGAGCGCUUCAGCAAGGAGUACAUCGAGAAGUUCCGCCGCGAGGGCAACGACAAGGAGAUCCAGAGAAUCAUGGGAAACUACGACAAGCUGAAGUCUCGGAUCAGUGAGAUCGUGGACAGCAAGCGCCACCUGGAGGUGGACCUGAAGAAACAGGCCGCCGACUACAGAGAGAUCGACAAGAAGAUGAACAGCAUCAAACCAGACCUGAUCCAGCUCCGCAAGACCAGGGACCAGUACCUGAUGUGGCUGACGCAGAAGGGAGUGCGGCAGAGGAAGCUGAACGAGUGGCUCGGCCUGAAGAACGAGACCACAGAGGAUGAGUACAGCAUGGUGGAGGACGAGGAGGACCUUCCUCACCACGACGAGCGGCUGUGGCGUCUGGGCAGCAUCAACCGCGGCCAGGCCGAGUCGCUGCUGCGCGGCAAGAGGGACGGGACCUUCCUGGUGCGGGACAGCAGCAAGCCGGGCUGCUACGCCUGCUCCGUGGUGGUGGACGGCGAGGUGAAGCACUGUGUCAUCAAUAAGACUCACACGGGUUAUGGCUUCGCUGAGCCCUAUAACCUGUACGGCUCCCUGAAGGAGCUCGUGCUGCACUACCAGCACACGUCGCUGGUGCAGCACAACGACUCGCUCAACGUCACGCUGGCCUUCCCCGUCUACAGCCAGCAGAGGCGGUGACCCGCGACCAAACGCCCCCCGCCCCGCCCGCCCCCGUCCCCCGUGCCCCCGCCCCCCGCCCCGUCGCUCCCUCACUUCAUCCCGCUUUCUGUCAGACGAGUGCGGGAGCAGGUGGACGCGCUUCCCCCUCAGCAGAUUCGCCAAAUCAGGGUAACACACGAACACCUGAGAGAUGAAAUCAGGCGUUUUAAUCGCCCCGGAGACCAAACCCAGAGCGGGGCGGGGCACUCGGCUCCCGCCUGACUCCCUCUGUCACAGGGCUACGAGCCUCACGUGUCCCCCCCCCCCACCUCGCCCUGCACACAUGGAGGGAACUCUUCCACCUGACGUGCCAUACAGGUAAAACACGCCCCGGCCCAUUGCCGCCGCCCGGACGCAGCUUCCUUUUGGACGGCGUGCGGUCGCGUCCAGCUGCCGAACUGCCCGCGCAGUCGCAGACGGAAAAACGGCGAGUGUUUUCCCGCUCGGCCGGUGCUCAUUUCCUCUCUGCCGAGAUCAAAGGUACAGCGACGUGACGCCCCGCGGCUUCCUGUCACCUGGAGAGAGCCUGUCACAACAAGACUGUGCUGUGCUGUGAUGAUGAUGAUGAUGUCAAAGGUGUCAUGAUGGACGAUGAUGAUGAUGUCAUUGGUGCAAAAUGACGGACAAUCGAGAGACAGAGAGACUUUUCUUGUCAUGCUAACACUGUGAGGGACUGAGCGAGGCGGCGUCCGAUCCAAAGCCAAGAAGAGGCAGCCUUCAAAAGACAUGACCCCCCUCCCCUCCACACACACACACACACACACACACACACAAGCAGAGUUUGCUUUUUAAUGUUUCUCAGUUUCCUGUUUCUUGUCGUUCGUGUCACGUUCUUUCAUUUCAACACGAAGCUGCAGCAAAACGAGGGGACUGGAAAAAGUUCAGGACAAAAACAAAAGGCUUUCUUUACACACGGGUGUCCACCUAUUUCUGGAAUUACACAAAGCAUUUGUAAAAAAAAAAAAAAAGAAAGAAAGGAAAAAAAAGACAGACAGUUUCAUGGAGCCUGAGUUUGCAGAGUGCAGCUGUCGGCGUCCAGCUGAGCGUCUCUGCGGGUUUUUCUGUUUGCUCAUGGAGAGAAGCGUCGCUCGAACUCAUCAAACAACACGCCAAACUCGCUUUACUUUUCCAACUUUCUCACUUAUGGAAACUGACACAGAUUUAACCCUUUGAAACCUGAGCAGAUGCACCCGAUUUCCUCCACAGGCAGAAGAAAUAAAUUCAAUAAUAAAUACCAAAACAAAAGUGAAUAAUCAAUCUAAAAUUUAGAAAAAAAAAAAAAACAU